AUGUGCCUGAUGGAGGUCCGUCCAAAGGCAAAAAACUGCACAUGCACCCGCGAGCUGGUGACCCUCAAAUGCAAAUCGUGUGGCUGCAACAGAGCGGGCAGUACAAAGCGUGAGUGUCUUGGAGACAAGUUCAAGGUGACAAGGACAAUAUCGGAACUCGAUCAAGGCGGCUUGUGUAAUAAAUUCUGUAUAUCUAUUGUGAGGCGGAAGAAUCUCAUUCAACCUUACCAUCCAUUCGGCUUGUUUACUCAAGCACAACUGCACUUUGGACCUUGCAUUGGCUUCAUGGGCACCUGCAUCGUGACUCGAGACCGGGUGGUGUGCACCAGCCUCUAA
Protopolystoma xenopodis is the source of this 336-nucleotide messenger RNA. Lineage: Eukaryota; Metazoa; Platyhelminthes; Monogenea; Polystomatidea; Polystomatidae. The record is from the annotation of a GenBank genome assembly.